GCUCGCGCUUUUCUCUCCUUCUCCAAGAUGGCGGCGAUCGUCGGCGCUGAGGCGGGAUCCGGGCGAGCCGAGUGAAGACCUGGUCCUGUAGACGGGAAGGAGCCUGGACACAGUGACACAUUCUCAAAGGCCCUGCAGGACCACCAUGGCUUAUGAUGACUCCGUGAAGAAAGAAGAUUGUUUUGAUGGUGAUCAUACCUUUGAGGACAUAGGACUUGCAGCUGGCCGAAGCCAACGAGAGAAAAAACGUUCUUACAAAGAUUUUUUAAGAGAAGAGGAAGAAAUUGCUGCUCAGGUUAGGAAUUCUUCCAAGAAGAAGUUGAAGGAUAGUGAACUUUACUUCUUGGGGACGGACACACACAAGAAGAAGAGGAAGCACUCCUCUGAUGAUUACUACUAUGGAGACAUUUCGUCUUUGGAAUCGUCACAGAAGAAAAAGAAAAAGUCCAGCCCACAGUCCACUGAUACAGCUAUGGACCUGUUGAAAGCUAUCACUUCCCCACUAGCAGCAGGCUCCAAGCCCUCCAAAAAGACUGGGGAGAAAUCCUCUGGCUCUUCAAGCCAUUCGGAGAGUAAAAAGGAGCACCACAGGAAGAAAGUCAGUGGAAGCAGUGGGGAACUAGCCCUGGAGGAUGGUGGCUCCCACAAAUCCAAAAAAAUGAAACCUCUCUACGUGAACACAGAGACACUGACCCUUCGGGAGCCUGAUGGUUUAAAAAUGAAACUUAUUCUCUCGCCAAAGGAGAAAGGAAGCAGCUCUGUUGAUGAGGAGUCUUUUCAGUAUCCCUCCCAACAAGUGACUGUGAAAAAAUCCUCAAAGAAAUCAGCUCGGGAUGAGCAGGGUGCGUUACUCCUAGGACACGAGUUACAGAGCUUUCUGAAAACAGCCCGGAAAAAGCACAAGUCAUCCUCAGACCCACAUUCAUCUCCUGGCCCUGAAGGCUGUGGGUCUGAUGCCUCCCAGUUCGCAGAGUCCCACAGUGCUAACCUUGAUCUUUCAGGGCUUGAACCUAUUCUGGUAGAAUCAGACUCAUCCUCUGGUGGGGAACUAGAGGCUGGGGAGUUAGUGAUAGAUGAUUCUUACCGGGAAAUCAAGAAGAAAAAGAAGUCAAAGAAGAGCAAAAAGAAGAAAGACAAGGAGAAGCAUAAAGAGAAGCGACACUCCAAGUCCAAGAGAAGUUCAGGACUUUGUGCCGUGCCAGUGGGAGAGGUCACAGUGACAUCUGGCCCUCCUCCCAGCAUCCCAUACGCUGGAGCAGCAGCACCUCCCCCGCCGCUUCCUGGCCUCCACACAGAUGGGCAUAGUGAGAAAAAAAAGAAAAAAGAAGACAAGGACAAAGAGAGAGAGAGAGGAGAAAAGCCAAAAAAGAAGAACAUGUCGGCCUACCAGGUGUUCUGUAAAGAGUAUCGCGUGACCAUUGUGGCUGACCAUCCAGGUAUAGAUUUUGGGGAACUUAGUAAAAAACUGGCUGAGGUGUGGAAGCAAUUGCCAGAAAAAGACAAACUGAUUUGGAAGCAAAAAGCUCAGUAUCUGCAGCACAAACAGAACAAAGCAGAAGCCACAACUGUGAAAAGGAAAGCAUCCAGCUCAGAAGGUUCCAUGAAAGUCAAAGCUUCUUCUGUAGGAGUACUGUCACCCCAGAAGAAGUCCCCACCCACCACCAUGCUGUUACCAGCCUCACCAGCCAAAGCCCCUGAGACAGAGCCCAUUGAUGUUGCUGCUCAUCUUCAGCUGUUGGGAGAGUCCCUAAGCCUCAUUGGACACCGUCUGCAGGAAACUGAGGGUAUGGUGGCUGUGUCUGGCAGUUUGUCAGUGCUUCUGGAUUCCAUUAUCUGUGCCCUUGGCCCCUUGGCAUGUCUCACCACACAACUACCUGAAUUGAAUGGCUGUCCCAAACAGGUCUUGGUGAGUUUUCCCUGGAUUUUUAGGGUCAGACCCGUUGGGUGUCAGAGAUGCCCUGCCUUAAUGAGCACUGUCAGACACACAUAAGGCUUUGUGACACACAGUGCUUCCUUCAUCUGUUGGCCCAUGGAACAUGAUGCUAUAUUAUCAAAUGCAUGCUGUGCUUUCACUGAAACUAGAAAACAAGCCAUUUACCAAAACAGUACUUAAGAAAGAAGCAUUCUAGCCCUUGAGGUACUGCAAUUCCUGUGUUUCCUGUUUGCUAUUCUACACCCAAAGACAGUACAGGAAUUGUUUCCCUCUUUUUUACUAGGAUUAAUGGGAGAAGUCAGCAGAAAAGUUCCUAGCAUAACAAACAAGAGGAUGCCGUCUUCAUUCUCACCUGUUUUUCUAACUCCAUUUGAUUUUUCUUAUCUCUCUCCUUGAACAAAGAAACAUGUCUCAGGAAACCAAGGUAAAGUACUCUUCAGUUGAACAUUUUUCUUUGUUUUGCAGUCAAACACACUAGACAACAUUGCUUACAUCAUGCCUGGACUGUGACAGCAAAGAAUCCUGGGACAGAAACCUUAUCCUACACCACUGCUGGUUUGUGUAUAUAUGACUGUUCCAGAUUCCUUCACUGGCCUCUGGGUGUAGGUUUUAAAUUUUUAUAUCUAUACAUACAUAUAUACAAAUAUAUAUAAUGUACAAUAUAUACAUAGGACUGUAACUACUUUGCUUUUAAUAAUUUUAUGAAAUGGCAAAGGUUUAGCCAAGAGGAAAUUUUGGCAUGAAUACAGGCUUGGGAUUCUUUUUUCUCCUGUGGUGGAUAAAUCUGCCUUAAAAAUCAAUGUAACUUGGGGGCUGGGGGCUUGUUCUGGGUGCCAAGCGCAUCUCUUUAUGGACAGCUAAAAUGUGAUUAUUUUCCAAACUCAGUUGGACCUCCAGACCCAUCACUGACCAUUUGCCUUACCUGUCUUAGUCUGAAAUGUAAUAGGAAAGAUAACAGAAAGAUGCCAGUUGACUGAAAAUUCAAAGCCUUUCAAUUUGAAGUGACCAGGUGAGAGGUGAUAAAAUUUGUUCCCAUUAUAGUUACGGAGGUGGCUUAGGUGAAUUGAGUAGGGGGUUCAUUCCAAUUCCUGCUGUAUAGGUGUCCAUGUCUCAAAAUUUAUUGUAAUCAUUGGUACCACUGGUGGCCUCAACAGAGGCCAAGGAGUUCUGUGAGCCCUGGCAGCAAAAAACACCUUGGGGGGUGAAGCUGUCAGUGCCACCAGUUGGACCUCCAUACAUCUGAGCUAACCCAGAAUAUUUAGUCUGAAGAACUAAGAGCUGGUAGCUUUCACUGGCAGCAUGAAGUUAGCCACCAAGUCCUCACAAGCCGUGCUGCUUAGUUGCUCGGUGGUUAUGGAUAAACUUUGCCCAGCAUGAUUUUUGGGUUCAUCUUAUCAGUUCCCCUGGUGGGCAGAUACACAGUGUUCUGCAUUCCACAUGUAAGUGAAUUGCAAAAACAAAACAAAACUCACUCUCUUGUAGGUUUAUUUAUGUGUGUGUGAAUGUGUAUUUUAAUUAUGUGUAUUUAACUCUUUAAAAUCUCUUAGAUUUUAAUUUAUCCUGUAAAUUUCUGUAUAUAUAAUUUAAUAACAGAAGCCUCCACCAGCAACAGCAUGUGGAAGAUACAGAUUUGUCAUUCCUCCCUCCUUCUCUCCUUCCCUCCCUCCCUCCCUUCCCUCCCUCCCUCUUUCCUUCCCUCUUUCCUUCCCUCUUUCCUUCCUUCCUCCUGGUCUGUCCCAAAAACUGAAUCAUCUACAUUUUAAGGUAUUUUACCUCAAAAAUGAAUCAUUGUGUUAGGAUUCUAAUUCUUUAUAAAGAACUUCAUGGGCUUCAAUAAUGUCUAGAAAGUAAAAUAAAGAGGAACGUUACCGUCCCCAGCUGCCCUUAUUUCCAGAGAACCAGACUUUUGUUUCCCAGUUGGAAAGAAGACAGUUGAGCACUUCAGGAUGGUUUUUAAAUUUGGUGUGAGAUUCUCUGCCAACACCAAGCUCUGAGUUAACUGUGCUUUCUUCUGGCCUAGACAGAGCACUACAGCAUCAAAGUAAAUCUUUGGGGACAGUGUAGCCCGUCUGUAUCCUAUUUAAUUUCUUCUCUUCUCCCCACCAGUGUUGUCACAGGGCUAUGUUGCUUAAAGGUAUUCUGGCUGCUGAAUCCCUUUCUCAGCUCAGAGCAGUUUUGAGAUUUAAUUGGGAAUACAAAGAAAGAAUCAGGGUUGUUUGGGAACCAAAAUCAAGAGGAACAGAAAUCUUAACUUGAUUUCAUGUGUUAGAACAUUGUACCAUGCCUCUUCUGUAUCUUUGGAAGUUUCCUGUUUGACACAGGGUAUCUAGGAGGGGCGGGGAAGACAUGGAUAGUACAGGAAGACAUUAAUCCUAGCAUUGUCAUUUAUAUACAUUAAUGAAAUCCUGAUGAGGACCUGCUUUUUGUUUGUUUUCCUUUGAAACCCAGCCCUAUUGUAUUUGUAUUUAAAAUUUGUACACAUUUGUAUAAUAAUCUGUACCUUGUGGUAUUUGGUACUAUUAGAGGAAAAACUUUGGAUUCAGACCUUCUUGCAGUUUUUAUAUCAUUGUUUUAUUUUGUUUUUUAAAUAAAUUCUAGUGGUUUGAUCCAAAUCCCAUUACAGUUGUAUAAAGAAAUAAAAUUUUGUACUUAUAUUAUUAAAAAUCACAUUUUUAAUAUUUGUA
This is a messenger RNA of Nomascus leucogenys (northern white-cheeked gibbon), 4617 nucleotides long. It is a transcript of the gene HMGXB4, whose product is annotated as HMG-box containing 4. The record is from RefSeq and is a predicted model, not a curated record. The coding region runs from base 146 to 1990 and encodes 614 amino acids. NCBI's taxonomy places the organism in Eukaryota, Metazoa, Chordata, Mammalia, Primates, Hylobatidae. The transcript is spliced from 10 exons.